AUGGUCUCCCGUCGAAAUCUUCAGCGGUUUGCCAUCACCAUUAGCAUCGUCAGCGUUUUUUACAACACUGCUGAGGGCGUCGUUUCUGUACUCUUCGGCGUCGACUCGUCUUCACGUUCCCUCGUAUUCUUUGGCAUUCAAUCAGCCAUCGAAGUCGUGUCUUCUUGUCUGGUCACUUGGCGGUUCCUUGCCGCCAUCAAACCCGGCGACGAGAAUGCCUCAGUGGAGCGCUCGUCAAGUAUCUUGAGAACUGAAAAGAUUGCGUCCACAGGCAUCGGCUUUCUUCUCAUUGCUCUAGCUCUUGCUGCUAUUGGCACCUCCAUCGCCUCAUUGGUGGCACACGAGCACCCCAGCCGUUCCGACGCAGCCCUUAUAAUUGCCGGCAGCACGAUGUUCAUUACGUUUCUCCUUUGGAUUCCCAAACGUUAUCUCGCACGUGCUCUCAACUCGAGUACAAUGCAGGGUGAAGCGCUCUGUGCGCUGUCUUGCAUUCAGUUCAGCGGUGUAUUGCUAGUUGGUUCGUUGAUUUACCGUGUAUGGGAGGACGGCUGGUGGGUUGACUCGGCCACUGCGAUUGUCAUUGCACUGCUAUUUGGGUGGGAGGGAUUUAAAAUGGUUAGGUGGGCACAAGAUGAGAAUUUUACUGGUGGAUGUUGCGCGCAUCACCACGAGAAGACGUCGAGCUCGAACCCCGUAGCGGCUCCAACGAUACCAGUGCAGAGCUGUGCAAACAGUUGUUGCACAGACAGCUGUCAAUGCUCGAAGGAAGAGGUUGAGGCGGUCGUGGAGUCCGUUUGCGGUGGCAGGCUCGCCACUCGAUAA
Pisolithus orientalis is the source of this 822-nucleotide messenger RNA. RefSeq lists its product as uncharacterized. The transcript is spliced from 2 exons. Gene Ontology annotation, cellular component: membrane. Gene Ontology annotation, molecular function: monoatomic cation transmembrane transporter activity. Gene Ontology annotation, biological process: monoatomic cation transport; transmembrane transport. The coding region runs from base 1 to 822 and encodes 273 amino acids. Lineage: Eukaryota; Fungi; Basidiomycota; Agaricomycetes; Boletales; Pisolithaceae. The record is from RefSeq and is a predicted model, not a curated record.